Messenger RNA from Paraphaeosphaeria sporulosa, 1698 nucleotides. RefSeq names its product aromatic prenyltransferase. Gene Ontology annotation, biological process: alkaloid metabolic process. The record is from RefSeq and is a predicted model, not a curated record. Lineage: Eukaryota; Fungi; Ascomycota; Dothideomycetes; Pleosporales; Didymosphaeriaceae. Gene Ontology annotation, molecular function: transferase activity, transferring alkyl or aryl (other than methyl) groups. Bases 25 to 1440 code for a protein of 471 amino acids. The transcript is spliced from 3 exons.
ACUUGCUUUCCGAUUCACAUCAAGAUGAACAGCACACCCACAGCCCCUACCCCAACACCAUGGGACUCCCUAGCCGCCGUCCUCGGCUUCCCAAAUGAGGACGAGACCUUCUGGUGGAACACAACCGCACCAAUUCUCAGCAAAUUCCUGCACAAAGCCAAGUACACCCUCGACCAGCAAUAUGCAUAUCUAAGCUGGUACCACCGCUACAUCCUCUCCUCUUACGGUCCUCGGCCCCAAGAAGGAUGCGAGCGAACAUGGCGCGCGCAAUGCACGCCGAACGCCUCCCCUUUCCAGCCCAGCUGGAAUCUUCAGAACAACAAGAGUACAGUGCGCUUCACUAUCGAGCCGAUCGGCCAUGCGGCAGGCACGCGGCAGGAUCCCUUCAACCAACUCGCAGCCUUUGAGCUCAUGAAGAGUCUGAAAGGAGUGGUGCCGGGAUUAAAAGACGAAUGGUUCUACCACUGCGCAAGAGAAUUGUACGUCCCGAAGGACCUCAUCAACAUCAUGCUUGCGGUGCAAGGGCCGCCAAAGGGACCUAAGCCGCCGACGUGCUUUGUUGCAUUCGACCUCGAUGAGAGGAGGAUCGAGACGAAGGCGUACUUCUUCCCGCACAUCCGCGCAUGGAACUUGGGCGUCACGCAGGGCGCGCUCGUUAUCGAUACUGUGAGAGGCUUGGGCGGUGGUGUUGAUAUGUCUGCCGCCCUUGCACAGUUUGAGGAGUAUCUGACCAGCGAAGGACCGGUGUCCCAUCGCAACGUCGAAAUGUUGGCGAUAGACUGUGUCGAACCGACCAAAGCCCGCGCGAAGAUCUACGUCAACAGCUUCAACAACUCGUUCAGCAAGGUCAAGCACAUCUACACGAUGGGCGGGCUCCUGCGCGAUCCUGCUAUACUGGAUUGCUUGAAGCCACUGGAGGAGUUAUGGAAGCUGCUGUACGAGAUGCCAGAGGAGGGAUGGGAGGAUGUCGAACUGCCAAAUGUGAUGCACCAUCGUAGCUGCUUCGUGUUUGGGUUCGAGUUCAAGUCCGGCCAGGCGUGGCCGAGCACGAAGAUUUACUUUCCAAUGUGGCACUAUGCGAAGAACGACGUGCAGAUUUCAGAGGCGCUGGCUAGGUUCUAUGAAAAGCAGGGGUGGGGAAAGUUGGCGGGGGAGUAUAAGAGGGAUAUCGACGAGAUAUUCAUGGAGCCCGAUAUGCCGCACUCUGCGGGAACACACCAAUAUCUUUCUUUCGCGGCGAAGGAAAAGUCGGGGUUGUAUGUGACGAUGUACUAUUCGCCUACGAUCCCGCAUCUCACACAGAGACAUUCGCCGUCGCCGGUUGGAGAAGGCAAUCCCAUGAUGAUGAUGGGGCCACCUGGGAGUGGGCCACCGCUACCACUAAGGGUUUUGCAGACAGCGUGGCCGGUGUUGAAGUGGGUUGUUCCUGGGCAGAUCUAGAGAAGAGCUAUCUAGGGUGCUAGGAGGGUACCAGAUGCUCGUUGGUGUAAAGCUCUAAUUUGGAUGAUCAAGAAAUGAUGCGAAUGAUACCAGUAAACGAUUUAGGAUAAAGACGUUCUGAUGAAGCCGAGGAUUCAUGGGUGAGUCAGUUUUGUCUCUGUUGGAAUGCUGUGCUGGCUGUCACUUCCAUAUUGAUCGUGGCAGGUGCCAUGAUACAUUCUGUAUGGCAGGUAGUUCCUAGAUGGAGAAGGCAUGUUC